Molecule: messenger RNA, 6729 nt
Organism: Protopterus annectens (West African lungfish)
Lineage: Eukaryota; Metazoa; Chordata; Ceratodontiformes; Protopteridae
Gene: PLEKHG4B
Product: pleckstrin homology and RhoGEF domain containing G4B
Exons: 24
Coding region: 275-5683 (1802 amino acids)
Molecular function (GO): guanyl-nucleotide exchange factor activity
Source: RefSeq, a predicted model, not a curated record
UCUGUGAUAGCACAAGCUCAGUCCAUGCUCUUAUGGUCAGAGAAACUGGUCUGACUGAACCACCUUUGCCAUAAUGUCUCCACAGGAAGUUCACCUUAGUGCCAAGGUGUAGGUAAGGAGGAAGAGGCCAGAGAAAGCACCUGUGCACAAGGAUUAGGAUUAAGGAUGGUAUGGACCUGUUGCCUACAGAAACCGCCGUGCUCUUCCCAGAGUGGAUUUAUGUGGAAUUCUUCUACAUGAUAAUCUGUUAGUAGUGGCUGUGUAGUGUAUCAUUAUGAAUCACAAAGCUACAAAGGCAAGAAGUGGGGAUAGUUACCUGAGUAUAAAGGAUUCGGAAUCCCUUGACAACUGUAUCCAGAGCACGCUUUCAGCUCUCUAUCCUCCGUUUGAUACCACUGCAGCCACUGUACUAUGGCAACUCUUCAGUGUGGUUGAAAAAGUGUAUCGUGGUGAUGGUCUGCGCUGUCUGAUUGAUUUCCUAGUCCCAGCUAAGAAGCUGCUACAGUACGUUCAACAAGAAACUUGUGCUCGCUAUACUGGCUUUAUUUUCUACCAUGAAGGCUGGCCAUUGUGUAUUCAUGAAAAAGUGGUGGUACAGUUAACAUCCCUCCACAGAGUUCGCCUCAAACCUGGAGAUUUCUACAUUCAGAUACUGCCAUUGGGGAAGCAGUCAACAAAACUGGUUCUGAAAUUCCUUUCCAGAUGCGGCUAUGGAAUCGAAGAGAUUGCUGUUCCAGAAAACAUGUAUGGAAAUAUCUUCACAGAGGAGUUUUUGGCAGGUGUCAAUCUUGAGAGACAAGGUCCACUACUACAUAAUUGUUUACUAACCACCGGCAGUGUUGUGUACAGAACCCCUUGGAAGAACAUUGUAAAUCCAAUCUUUGUCCCUGUGACUGAAACAAUACUGAAUAAUUAUUCCAGUCACCCUUUUAAUCACCAUUUGGGGCUCAGCAGUAGAACUGAUGAUACAAACAUGACACAGACUAUGGAAAGCAAUCAUUCCCAAGAGAGUACGUCAUCAGAUGAUACUGUAUCAACUGUAAUUUCUACUGCAGCAGCAGCUGGAGAUAACCAAGGAAACUGUGAAGGUGAGAAAUUAGUACCCACAACUCAGUCCUCUGAUAAUCGAGUCAGGCAAGUACCCGCUGAAACAAUAGACAGACAAGAAGGCCACUGUGAUGUCACUGAACCUCAGAGAAUUCCUGAAAAACUUGAAGGAGUACUUUUAAAACCCAGUGAUGCUCUAUUAGAAAAACCCAAAGGUACUCUAGCAUCAACACCAUCACCAAAGACUAAAACGAAAUGUAGCACAAAAACAUUGAGCCUGACUGCUAAUAUGGGUAGCCCCUUCAUGAGGAAAAAGCAAACCAGGGAAUCUGCAUAUUUUGAAACAAGACGUUUGUUUAGAAAGUCAUACAUGGAAGCUUUGCAGAAUCCAAUGCAUCUAGGCUCCAGCUCAGAGGAAUCCAUUGCAGAAGAGGCAGCUGUGGACAGUAAAAAUGACUCCCCCAAAGUUUUCUGUAACUUGAGUAACAAGGCAUCUGAAAAAUUGGAGCAAAGACAGGAUUCUUUUCCUCAUGCACUUAAACUCAAAGGAGAAAGGGAUAAAAUGACAAUUGAUACUAUGAGCCAGUCUUCUACAGAACUGAUGUCACUUCAGCGAUCUUCUCCAGUAAUGUGUAGUAGAACUAAUCCCAGGAGAUCGAAGUCUUUAGAUAGACUUCACAAAAAUUCACAGAAUAAAAGUCUCAGAGGGAGGACAUCAGCUUCUGAUACUUUAAACCGAAAUACUAAAAAGCAUUUAAAUGGGCAUAUUAUAAAAUCUGGUAGGUUAGACUCUGAAACACAUUUACUUAGCUCUCAAAGAAGCCGGGAGCACAGCAAAGAAGAUGCAGAUCUUUUUCAGAAUGGCACAGCAGGAGAGGACUCAGGACCUAACCACCCUGGAGACCAGCUGUGUAAAACCCCCACCAUCUCUGCCACAUUUUCCCAGAAGGAAGCUGAAAUGCAGUCAUUGUGGACAUCAAGCGUGUGCCAACUGUCUUGUGAAUCAGCAGGCAUAAAUCAGGAGUUGUUACAGUCAGGAGCCAUCUGUUUACCAGGUAGCAGGGACCGGGCUGGAAGAGCUGUAAUCCAGAUUUGUGCAAGGCAUGCCAUUUGGACAUGUGAACCUUUCACUAGUACUGAGCUUUUGCAUCUUCUGACAUACUACUGCUCCAUUCCCAGGAGGGAGGUACAGGACCUAGGAGUAAUGGUUCUAGUUGAUGCUCGCAAACAACAGCUCACUUCUACUCUUUUCAAAGCUUUCAACACAAUGCAGAGCAUGGUUCCUAAUCCCAUCCACUGUAUGCUGAUACUAGUAGACAAAGAAACCGCAUUCAGACCUGAAAAAGAUGGCACUGUUCAGUUUGAAGUCUUAACAUCACUGAAGUCUUUGCAUAAGCACAUUGAUUGUGGACAACUGACAUCAGAGUUUGAAGGCACUUUCCGUUAUAACCACAACGAAUGGCUACGAUUCCACAAGAAGUUGGAUCCCUUCACUGUGAGCUGCAAAGAAGCAAUAAUAUUUUUGCAGAAUUCAAUUAACAGUCUAAACCUAGAGAGAAUGCCAGAUUCAGCUCAGGAGGUCCAUGACCUUAUUAGUAGACAUCAAAAUAUGAUGAAACUGGUUCUGGAAGAUGCCCGUUUGGUACGGCUAAGACUAGAAGGGGGAACAAUUCUUGCUCGACUCAGGAAGGAAGAGUUCUGUGAUAAAGAAGACUACAGAGAUGCAUUGGAAACUGUCACUGGACUCUACAACCAGGUUGAUGAAGAAGUUCACAGGCUGGUCCUGUUGUCUAAUAAGUAUCUUCAACAGCUAGAGAAAGCAUUGGAGGAGAUGAAAUUUCAUGAAGGGACAAAGGAGAUGCAGCAGUGGUUUGAUCACAAAAGCAGUAUACAUUUUGGCUCAGUGGAUCAUUUGUCACUUUCUCUGGAGCUUGUGAAGCAGAAACAGCAGGACUUCAAUGAGUUCUAUGAUGCUGCAAUGCUUCGCUGGAGGCAGGGACUGGAACUGCUAAAGGGCACACGAAGCAUUGAUGAAAAAGCCCAGAAAUUCAAACAGUUUCUGACUAAUGUCAUCGGUCAGACAGAAAGAAAGAAAAGUGAAAUAGAUCUGAUGGUCACUUUGUAUGAGUUUUAUGACACGGCAAACGUGUGGAUGUCACACUGCAAUGAUUACCUGAAACAACUGAAUGCAGACAGCGGAAGACCGGUAUUUUCACCAACUGUUCUCCUUUGCCUUAAAGGAUACCAUGAGGAAGCUACAAAGGUUUCUGCAGAAAACUUUUACAAAGUGAAUGCACUGGUGUCCAGUCUUGGGAGUGACAAAGAGAUGAAAAAGUGGAACAUCUUAUGGCUGAAGUGUCAGCAAACUCGUCACCAUUUAGAAGAGACACUCUCUGAGGCAAUUAAGGCUUCUAAAAACAUUCCAGCUUCAGAUAAAUCUCCUGAGAAAAACAAUCAAAGGACCAAUACUGAACCUGAUAUUUUGACAUCAGAGUCUCUUGGGUCAUCCUUGUAUUUAGAUGUGUCUAGAAAAAAUCAUAGUACUGUAUCCUCUCAUCCAGUGUCAAUGAGUUCAGAGUCUGAGCUAAAUUCUUCAUUACACUCUGAAGACGUUUGCCAAAAUGAAGAUGUGUUUACCUUAUUCAGUCCUUCACUGUUACAGGCAUCUCCCCCAACACGAGGCAGGCUUCAGAGGAGUGCCUCUGUUUUUGAGGACACAGACAGCAUUUGUACACUGGGCUCAGCUUCUUGCCACUCAGAACCUAUUUGUUCUUCAGAAACUGUCACACUGAGUUCAGCUUCCUGCCAUUCAGAACCCAGUUGUUCACCAGCAACUGCCCGUCACCGAAAGCAUCCACUGAAAAAAAUAAUGAAGAAAACACAGAGUUUUGAAUUGUCACAUCGCGAAGGAAUGCACAGUGAGGGUCACCGCCAAGGUUAUACUGGAGUUCAUAUAAAAGGACUUGAGGUUGCUAGUAAUGUGUCAGCUGAGAAGAACAGAGUCCAAAGAGUGGAUGUUAAAAGCCCUGUUUUGGUUAGAACCCGUAGUUUGUCUACCCCAUGUCAAACGCACCGCUCAAAGAGUGAAGAGAAAUGGCAUGGCAGUGGAAAACUUUUGCGCAUCAUGGAUGAAAUGAUCACCACAGAACGAGAAUAUGUCCGUUCCCUUGGUUAUGUAAUUGAUAGCUACUUUCCAGAGAUGGAGAGGAUGGACUUGCCCCAAGAUCUCCGUGGGAAGCGCAAUAUCAUAUUUGGAAAUAUGGAAAAACUAUAUGAUUUUCACUGCCAGUAUUUUCUGAAGGAUUUGGAACAUUGUAUGGAUUGCCCUUUGCGUGUUAGCCGUUGCUUUCUUCGACAUGAGGAACAGUUUGGCAUGUAUGCACUGUACAGUAAGAACAAACCACAGUCUGAUGCAUUGCUUGCUUGUCAUGGAAACACCUUCUUCAAAAAUAAACAGCAGGUGUUGGCAGAUAAGAUGGACCUGGCAUCUUACUUACUAAAGCCAAUCCAAAGAAUGAGUAAAUAUGCCCUUCUCCUUAAAGACAUGAUCAAGGAAUGCAGCAAAUCCCAGGAACAAGAACUGCAAGACCUCCAAGCAGCAGAAGAGAUGGUGAAAUUUCAGCUUCGCCAUGGCAAUGACUUACUUGCUAUGGAUGCUAUCAGGGGAUGUGAUGUUAAUCUGAAGGAACAGGGUCAGCUGCGAUGUCAGGAUGAGUUUAUUGUUUGGUGUGGAAGAAGGAAGAACCUCAGGCAUGUUUUUCUCUUUGAAGACCUCAUUCUGUUCAGCAAGACGAAGAAGAUUGAUGGUGGAUAUGACAUUUAUGUUUACAAGCAAUCAUUUAAGACAGCUGAGAUUGGAAUGACAGAAAAUGUUGGAGACAGUGGACUACGUUUUGAGAUCUGGUUUCGAAGGAGGAAGUCUCAAGAUACUUACGUUCUACAAGCCAGUUCCACAGAGAUCAAAGCAGCCUGGACAAGCAUGAUUGGAAAGAUACUGUGGCGACAGGCUCUGCGAAACAGAGAGCUACGAAUGCAAGAGAUGGUGUCCAUGGGGAUAGGCAACAAGCCUUUUAUGGAUAUCAAGCCCAGCGAUGCUGCUAUCAGUGAUCGAGCCGUAGACUACAUUAUGAAGGGAUCAGAAUCAAGAACCCGGGUGUCAAUAGCAGUGUCAUCCUUUGACCAUUCUACUCCUUUUAAGAGACCUCAUUCCACAAUCUCCAACAGCAGCACAUCGUCUUCAAGCAGUCAAUCCUCAUCAUCAGUCCUUGGUUCUCUCAACUUGCACGUCUGUUCAAGCCCACCUUUCAACCAAUGGUCCUAUGACAUUGGGACAUGCUAUGAAGAGGAUGAGCUGGAACAGGAGACUGGCAGCCAGCCUUCAAUGAUAACAGAAAGCUCAGAAUCGUCUCAGGGGGAGAGUGUCAGUGGAUUUAGCAGUCCAGCACACAGCUGUCGUUCUCAGCUUCCUUCAGAAACCUUGUCUGAUGAUGGAAACUCUAAUACAGACUCAAAACCUUCUUCACAGUGCACAUCUCCAGCCCUGUCUCACAAAGCUUCUGAACCAACACAGGAGAGUAACCUCUAUGUUACUGCAAACCAAUCCUCUAAUACUUUAGGCCUCUCAACAAUGGUUUGACUGGGGAAUCAUUUAUCAGUAAGUAACUGUGAAUGGAAAUAUUGUGAAAAGAUUUUCAAAACCUGCUGGGUCUUCUACCAUUCCAGAAUCAAUCGAUGAAGCAUUGUGGCUCUUUGUUUUAGGUGCAGCUGUGUGACAUACUUACAGAGGCUUCACAUCACACUGGCAAUAUGUUCCUCACAACUAGGAGCUGAAUCCUUCUGGUAGUUAAGAGACAUAAUGAAAUGUUGUCCUGGGUGGGGCUUCUCCCACUUUUUAACUUGUGUAAGAGGUGCUAUUUUAGCAUUUAUUAACCAUGUAAAUAUCAGAGGCAUCAUCUGUUACUGUAUUUUGUGCAAUCCUGUAUAUCUAGAGAAUAGUUUUAUAAUAUAGUGACUAAUGUUUGUAAAAAGAAAGUAUUUGCAACUACUUAAAUAUAUGUAAAUAUUAAUUUUAUUUCAUGCAAGCAUAGAUGUACCAUGUCAGACUCAUAUGUGUUUGUGUUUUGUUUACUCUGCCUGUCUGUAAGUAAUGUGUCAUCAUAUGACUGCUUCAUAGGAACAGACAUAAUAGGAUGGAAUGCUUCACUGUUAAAAAAACUAAGCUAGCAAACAGACUAGUGAAGUGAUCGGUUGAAUGGGACCAUGUGACUGACAAAUAACUACUGUAAGAGUCUUCAGGUUCACACAACUGCACUUUGUGGAACUGUUUGUCAUUGAAAAUAAAAAAUAAACAACCUGUUUCUUAAUAACAGAAGGGUACCAAAUGAAGUUAUGAAAUUACCACUGUUUGUUGAACAAACAAGAAGCCAAGACAUGACUUUUUUUUUUUCAUUGAGAUGCCAACAUUGGUCUUGAUGGCAAAUUAGACACCAGGCUGCAGUGCCUGCAGGAUAACAAAUAUGUUUCUGUGAAGUUGUUUACGAAAGCCAGUAAUGUAUUUUUUUUUCUAUUAGUAAUGGCAGCCACACUGAGCUGGUCCAUAUUUGUUUCAAACAGUUGUACUGUAUAUAAAACACUUAUUUUCAGAAAAAAAAUAAAAGAACUGUCUGUUCUGGCUGCAGAUUA